Molecule: messenger RNA, 6889 nt
Organism: Rubroshorea leprosula
Lineage: Eukaryota; Viridiplantae; Streptophyta; Magnoliopsida; Malvales; Dipterocarpaceae
Source: the annotation of a GenBank genome assembly
CUUCUAACCACUCUCCUCUCGCCACGUCAACAAAAAUCUGUUUUGAAAAUCCGUCACCCAAGUCCACUUAAAUUUUUAUUUAAAACAUUCAGGACCAUUUCCUAAAAACGACAAUUUCACUUUGAAAAGGAGCGGGCUACAGCCUACAGGUCAUCACUCGUCACUCUUCAGAAUUGCAGCUUCCUAUCCUUCAUCCAAAUUUCAAAAUCUAAGCUGCUUCCCUUCUCAUUUCCAUCUUCAUCCAAAACUUUCGAUUUUGGUUUCAAUUUCUGAACCAGAGAGCUAUGGCUUCUGUUAUCCUUUUUUAGUAAGGAUCAGAGUUUUCGUUAGCUGUUUGGCCUCUCAGAUUCGACGAUGUCGAGAGAUGCUUCCAGUUCUCGAUUCGUUCCCCGGGAUGCCCUGCGUAACGCGCAACACGAAGCGAACGAGAACGAGUUCGAAUGCUCGCCGGACCAAGCUCAUUUUCCACCGCCGAGGACUCCUCUCAACGCAAUCGUAGAUCCGUCUCAGUGCCAGAAAGAGAAACAAAGCCAACAAUGCGAUUUCUACUCCAAGGAUAAAUCCGAAUCUGCUAAACCUGAUAGAAAAUCGGAAAUGCUAAACCUGAAUCUGAUAAAUGCUGCUUACAGAGGGGUAAGUCGUCAUGGAAAGGUUCAUUCUGAGCCGAAUUCGGCGCAUAGUACUCCGGCGAGGAGUAGUUCGAGAAUGUCGCUCGGUGGAGGAGUUUCUGCUGGGAGUAGAGUUACUGAGGUGUUUGGAGGGAGCGGAGUGAACUCCAGCUCUUCUUCUAGAGUCUCGAGAAGGAUUUCGAUGAUUGAUACUUCUGAUUUGUGCAUUAAUGUUCCACAUUUCGAGCUUGAUGAGGAUGCUUCCUUUUGGACUGAUCACAAUGUUCAGGUGUUGAUAAGGAUUCGGCCAUUAAGUACCAUAGAGAGGGUUUCACGAGGUUAUGGCCGGUGUUUGAGGCAGGAGAGUGCACAGACUUUACUGUGGCUUGGACAUCCUGAGACCAGAUUUACCUUUGAUCAUGUAGCUUGUGAGACCAUAUCACAGGAAAAGCUAUUCAGGGUGGCUGGCCUGCCCAUGGUAGAGAACUGUAUGUCUGGUUAUAAUAGCUGUAUGUUUGCCUAUGGUCAGACAGGUAGUGGCAAAACAUACACCAUGAUGGGGGACAUAAAUAUUGUAGAAGGCAAUCUCCAUGACGAUUGUGGGAUAACCCCUCGUAUAUUUGAAUAUUUAUUUUCAAGGAUAAGAAAGGAAGAAGAGAACAGGAAGGAUGAGAGGUUGAAGUUUAGUUGCAAAUGUUCCUUUCUGGAGAUAUACAAUGAGCAAAUUACAGAUCUUUUGGAGCCUUCAUCAACCAAUCUGCAGCUCAGAGAAGACUUGAAGAAAGGAGUAUAUGUGGAAAAUCUUAAAGAAUAUAACGUGCGGACUGUAAAUGAUGUUGUGAAGCUUCUUUUGCAGGGUGCUGCAAACAGAAAAAUGGCUCCAACUUGUAUGAACAGUGAGAGCAGCCGAUCCCAUAGUGUGUUCACUUGUAUAAUUGAAAGUCAUUGGGAGAAAGAUUCUAUGACCCACUUUAGAUUUGCAAGGUUAAAUUUAGUGGAUUUAGCUGGUUCUGAAAGGCAGAAGAGCUCUGGUGCGGAAGGAGAUCGUCUGAAAGAAGCAGCAAACAUAAACAAAUCCUUGUCAACUCUAGGCCUGGUCAUAAUGUCUCUAGUGGAUCUGGCGCAUGGGAAACACAGACACAUUCCAUAUAGAGAUUCUCGACUGACAUUUCUGCUUCAGGAUUCACUGGGCGGAAACUCAAAAACGACAAUUAUUGCAAAUGUCAGCCCCUCCAUUUGUGCUGCAUAUGAAACACUAAGCACUCUGAAGUUUGCUCAGCGUGCCAAACUUAUUCAGAAUGAUGCUAAGGUAAAUGAAGAUGCAUCAGGUGAUGUUAGUGCACUGCAGCGCCAAAUUCAAAAGUUAAAGGGUCAGUUGUCCUCCCUAAUGAAGCAUCAAAAGAUCCCAUGCUCUCCAUAUAAUUCUGUGCCAAGUAUUGGAGAAUCUAAAUCUGAUGACUAUUCUGAAAAGUAUGAAUAUUCUAGAGAAAGAGCGAUGGAUGAUUAUAAGAUGAAACGCUUGGAGGCUACUUUAAUGGGUUCCUUAAGAAGAGAAAAGGCAGCGGAAAUUGCAAUCCAGAAAUUAGAGGCAGAAAUUGAGCAAAUAAACCGCUUGGCAUGCCAGCGGGAGGAGGAAGCACAAUGUACUAAAAUGAUACUAAAUUUUCGAGAGGAGAAAAUUCAAAAAAAUGAGUUGUUGGUCAGUGGCUUAAUAUCUGCUGAGAAGUAUCUCAUGGAGGAAAAUAAAGCUUUGAAGGAAGAGAUUAAAUUACUAAGAGCGAAGAUUGACAGAAACCCAGAAGUUACGCGUUUUGCAUUGGAGAAUAUUAGACUUCUUGAGCAGCUUCAAAUGUUACAAAAUUUUUGUGAGCAAGGAGAACGAGAAACACUGCUUGGUGAAAUAUCAGAAUUACGAGACCAGCUUCUAGAAGUGCUUGAAGAAAGGCCUAGAUUCUCUUCUGAAUAUGAGAAACAGGGUGGUGACACUAUGAAAGAGUUGGAAGAUUGCAGGAAUAUGAAUUCCAAACUGAUGAGGGAAGUAGAUGAAUUAAGAACAGAACUGAGGAAACACAUGAACUACACAGGAGAAGAACCAGAAUCUGUUGCAGUUACAGAUUCUCUAGCCAAGGACCCUGAUGAUUAUUUCUUGGGGAAUGUGGGGAUUGACCCAAAGGCUUUGCAGGACAAGUUGGAUAAGUUGACUAAAGAGCUUGAGGAAGCCAGAAUACUAAAUUUCAAUUAUGAACAGGAUCAGGCACUGCAGUCAUCUCACCUGCAACAAGCUGAUUUAGUUCGUGAACAGGUUGAGAUGGAAACAACCAAAACAAUCCUUCAUUUGCAAGAUGAGGUUGCUGCCAUUCAGCUAGAACUUUCUGAGAGACUAUCUUGUGUAACUAAAGAAAAUUUAAGACUAAGAAAUAUGAUUGCAUCUAAAGAAGAGGAAAUAAGGACAAUUUCUAUGGAGUGGGAAAGAGCAACUUUGGAGCUCACAAGUUUCCUUCUAGAUGGCUCUAGAUCUAUAAAAGAUGCCUCUUGUCAAAUGAAAAGUAUUGCAAGCUCAAUCCCUCAAAUCAAUGUUUGGGUUGGUGAACAUGUUGAAAGGGCUGCUAGAGUUUGCAUUGAAAAGGAAGAAAAGAUCCUUCUUCUGCAGAGAAGUUUAGAAGCUGCACAGAGAAUGGUAGUGGAAAUGGAGCUGAAGUUAAGUUCUCUGGAAGGUGCAACAAUAGCUUUGAAUGAAUUUCAGCAGGCAGCUGAUGAAGAGACAGCUGCAGAAGAAGCUGCAUUAAGCACCCUGUUGAAUGACAAGAUUAGAAUGGUAAUGAUGCUUGAGAGUGAACUCAAACUUAAGGCGGAUCGAAUUAUUGAGGCAGAAAAACGAGCUGAUGCUGCCUCCCUCACUCUCAGAUGGCUAUUAGAUUCUAACAAGGUUGCUUAUGGAGAUGAAAUUGAGAGGGAUACUCUCAUCCUAAAACUGGCUAGUUCUUCUGGAAUGUGUGGUGAUAUGAUCUCGGAGAGGGAGGUUGAUACAGAUUCUGCAACAAUGGAUGGUAUCAAGGUUCAAGCUGAGUUGGCAAAGUCAGUGGUCUUGGAGUGUCAGAACAUUCUUAAUGCAUCUUUUGUAGGCACAAAACUCCAUUUAUCCACUCUCCAAAAUGACAUUCUUAAUGCCUUUUCAGCUUAUAAGGAGAUGGUUCAAGAAUUGCGGACAGGAAUUCAUGAGAUGAGGAGUUGCAUUAGAGCAAAGGCAACUACAAAUGUCUUUGCAUUAAGCGAUGAAAAUUUGAUUGAAGCAGAUGGAUGUAGCACUGAUUCUUCAACAUCAAGCUCUGAUACGUCAACUGAAAGCUUUGCUUCAGGAAAGAACUUGAAUGGAUCAUGCUUCUCUGGAAAGACCACAGAAGAGGUGGAAGACCUGAAAUUUGAAUCUUGUGGUGAUCAAGAACCACAAAAGUGGCUCACAGAAAAGAUAAUUCAUGAAGAAGCAGUAACACUCAGCCUGAAAAAAGAGUUACAGAAGGCAUUUGAUUCUUUCCAUAAAAUAUAUGUUGGAUUAACCACACUUCUUAAUGUGAGUGAUGAUAGAGAUUGCUCUUAUGGAGAAGAGAUGAAAUAUACAAUUCCAUCUUUUGUGUUGAAGGCAGAAGCAGACUCCAAAAAUGCUAGAGAGUUUUCCGACUCACAGGCAGUGGCUGAUGAGAAAAUUAGUCAUACUGGAAGCUUUUUAAAAAAAAUUGAGGCAGCCCAUGCAACCAUGAAAGAAGCUGAGUAUAUGUUAAAUGCAUUGCUGAAUCAAAAUAAAAAUGCUAAAGAAUCAAAUAAUAUGUUGCAGCAAGCAAGUGAAGAAUUGAUGGCAGAGAGAGCAAUUUUGAUUAGAGAAGUUGAACAACUCAGGUACUUGAUAAAUUUGAAAGAAAGAGAGAAUGAGUCACUGCAGGACCAAAUGAAUAAUAGUUUGGGUGAAAUAUCAAGCUCAAUCACUUUGCUUGAAAAGUGUUUUCUGCAAAUGCAAAGUCAAGCAGAGGACAGUUUUGAGGUUUUGUAUUCUGAUAUCUUAUCUACAAAGCAGGAUAUACUUAAUUCUGUUUCCAACUCCAGAUCAGCUCUUGAAGAUACUUUCUUAGAGAUAAUAGAGAAAGAAUUUACAAUGUUUGUUUUGUAUCAGUGCCACGUAGGAGACUUUUUCCGAAAAAACUCAAACUUCAAAGGAGAAUUAGGUGCUCAAAUGUACAGAAAGCAAGAACAAUAUUCAGUGUGGAAUACUUUUAAUCAGAAGCACUUGAUUGGUCAGAAUGACUUGGUGGUUAGUUGUAAGGGAGGAAUAGAGAAAGGGACUGACAAUGAAGAAAUGGAUUAUUCAAAGGAGGAAGAACCAGAUCUUCCACAUGAUGAGUUGGUAUAUGAGAAUCUCUCUCUUAAGAAAGAAUUGGAAAGAAAAGAAGUUUUAUUGGAGGGUUUGCUUUUUGAUCUUCACUUGCUGCAAGAAUCAGCCUCCAAUAGAAUGGACAUCAAAGAUGAAAGUGAAAAACUAAUUUUUGCUUUAAGCCAAGUUCGUCAUGAGCUAGAGGAGAAAACAAUGCAACUUGAUGAUUUGUUGGUUCAGCAUAGCAAACUUGAAAAUCAACUGACUGAUGCUGAAAAUGCUCUGUUUAUAUCAAAGUCCAAUCUGGAACUGGCUAAUGGAACAGUGGAGUCUCUGUUGGACCAAAAUGCUGAGAUGAGAGUGCUUGUAAAAGACUUGUUUCUCCAAAAACAUGAGGCGGAAGAUCGAAUAGAGGAACAGAAGGAGGUGAUCAGAGGUUUGGAAAAUGAAAUCAUUUAUUUGAAUUCCUCAGGGGAAAAAGACUUACUCUCGUCAGUUGAAAGUGCCGAGGAGAAAUUAAGAGAGGUUGCUAGUGAGAGAGCCAAACUUAAUGAAGAAGUCCACUCUUUGAAUGAUAAGCUUGAAAUGGCCUAUGCAUUGGUUGAUGAAAAGGAAGCAAUUGCAGUUGAAGCACGCCAGGAGUCAGAGGCAAGUAAAUUGUAUGCUGAACAAAAGGAGGAGGAAGUCAAGAUCUUAGAAAAUUCAGUUGAGGAGCUUGAAUGUACCGUAAAUGUGUUGGAGAAGAAGGUGUAUGAAAUGAAUGAGGAGGUGGAUAGGCAUCAAUUGAUCAGAAAUUCAUUAGAGCAUGAACUCCAAGCAAUGAGAGAAAGGUUGACAACAUUUGAUAACUUCCAUGCUGUAGUGGAUUCAUUCAACAAAAAUGCUGGACACACUGAAGAUCAGAUAUCUAGGUUGUUGGAACUGAACGAGGCUCAUGAUAGGAUAAGAAUUCUAGAGAAGGAAAAGGCAGAACUGAGUAGUGAGGUUAAGCAAUGCAAAGAGUACAUCUCUGAACUUGUAUUGCAUUCUGAAGCCCAGGCAACCCAGUACCAACAGAAGUACAAGACUCUGGAGUCCAUGGUUCGUGAAGUGAAGACAGAACUAUCAAAUUCAGCAUCAAUAGCACCAUUGUUGGACAAAACUGAGAGGUGCUCAACAAGGACUAGAGGAUCGAGCUCACCAUUCAGAUGCAUUGCAAAUUUGGUUCAGCAGAUGAACUUGGAGAAAGAUCAAGAAUUGUCAAUAGCCAAGCUUCAAAUAGGAGAGCUAGAGGAAUUAGCAGCCAAUCGACAAAAAGAGGUAUGUAUGCUGAACACUAGGCUGGCUGCUGCAGAGAGUAUGACACAUGAUGUCAUUAGAGAUUUACUCUGUGUUAAACUGGACAUGACUAAUUAUGCUAACUUAAUAGACCAGCACCAGGUUCAGAAAUUUGUGGAGGACGCACGUAAGCAAACAGAAGACUUCCUUGAAAAGGAACAAGAAAUUCUUAAAUUGAGAAAGCAGAUUCAUGAUCUCGUUGAGGAAAGAGAGAGUUGUACAUCUGAAGUAAAAAGGAAAGAUGCGGACAUACUUGCCAUCCAGAUGAGUUUAGAGCAACUCCAACAGCGAGACCAGUUGCUUUCUGCACAGAAUGAGAUGCUAAAGAUGGACAAGACCAAUUUAAUAAAGAAGGUUGCAGAACUGGAUGAGAUUGUAAAAGCAUUUGCUGGAACUCAAAGUAACCAAAAGCAAAUUCGACAGGCAUCAUCAGAUAUCAAGAUGCUGGCGACCUCCGAAAGGCGUCGAGCGAAUGAUGAACUGGCUCAGUAUCGUAAAGCAAAUGGCCAUCAUCUACAUGACAAAACUUAUGGACAAGGUCACCUCGAAGCAAGAUAUAGGUAGAUUUUUGUUUAGAAAGAUGAACUAAAUUAUUCCAUCACUA